Messenger RNA from Aspergillus steynii IBT 23096, 2192 nucleotides. RefSeq names its product OSTA/TMEM184 family protein. The transcript has 6 exons. The record is from RefSeq and is a predicted model, not a curated record. Bases 198 to 2036 code for a protein of 612 amino acids. Gene Ontology annotation, biological process: transport. Lineage: Eukaryota; Fungi; Ascomycota; Eurotiomycetes; Eurotiales; Aspergillaceae. Gene Ontology annotation, molecular function: transporter activity.
CCUCAAGUCUUGCGAGGACUCCGUGGUCCUGGGAGCUGCACAUCCAUCGUGUUUUUCUAGCCCUGUAUCUGAUUAUGCCCAGUGCCUUCUGCCUGUCUGGUUGGUUCGCGGAAUGCUGAGCCGGUGGACGCAAUCAUCAGCACACGCGGUCAAUAAGCCGCCAGUCUCAUGAGUAAAUAGUUUGGGUGUCGAUCGUCAUGGCUUCAUCUUCUGGUGGUACAGGCUCGAGCUUGGCCCGCGCAGUGGUCAUCGUGUCCGGUGUAUCUUCUCUAGUAGCUUCUCUACUAUCCCUCCUGUCCAUAUGGCUUCAAACCAAAAACUAUCGAAAACCCCUACUCCAACGAUAUGUCGUUCGCAUUCUAUUGAUGGUGCCCAUAUAUGCGGCCGCUUCGUGGACGAGUAUCGUUUCGUUAAAAGCAUCUCUGUGGCUGGAUCCAAUACGGGAUGUUUAUGAGGCCUUCACGAUCUAUACGUUUUUUCAGUUACUUAUCAACUUUCUUGGAGGCGAAAGAGCCUUGAUUAUUAUGACCCAUGGCCGUGCUCCCGUCCAGCAUGCUUGGCCUUUAAACCACUGCCUCCCCAAAGUCGACAUCUCCGACCCGCAGACGUUUUUGGCCGUCAAGCGCGGCAUCCUUCAAUACACAUGGCUGAAACCGAUUUUGGCUACAAUCAGUAUCAUCAUGAAAGCGACCGAUACCUACCAGGAGGGCUAUUUGGGUCUCACGUCGGGAUACCUCUGGACGGGGAUCGUGUAUAACGUCAGCGUGACAGUCAGUCUCUACUCAUUAGCAAUGUUCUGGGUCUGCCUGCACAACGACCUCGCCCCGUUUCGUCCGGUCCCUAAGUUUCUCUGUGUAAAACUUAUCAUCUUUGCCUCGUAUUGGCAGGGGUUCUUCUUGUCGAUUCUGCAGUGGCUAGGAGCGUUGACCAACGGCGUUGCGGGCUACACUCCCGACAACCUAGCUGCCGCUAUCCAAGACACCCUGAUCUGCUUUGAGAUGCCCAUCUUCGCCAUGACCCAUUGGUAUGCUUUCUCCUGGCACGACUAUGCGGACCCCACCAUCUCCGCCGCCCGACUGCCCGUUGUCUAUGCUCUUCGAGAUGCCUUUGGCAUUAAAGAUCUCAUCGAAGACACGAAGAUGACUCUGCGGGGCGAAAAUUACGAAUAUCGCCUAUUCGACUCGGGCGAUCAUAUCAUUGCGCACGAAGAAUCCGAGUCUCGUCUUCGGCGUGUGAUGCAUGGCAUGCGGUACGAGCGUGGAGGAAAGGCGAAGUACUGGAUUCCUAAACCGGGCCAGGUGAACAGCCGGACUCCCUUGCUUUCAAGCACCGACACCAGCUCGCGCGGGCGACGCGGUACUCUGGAGCGGUACCGCUCUCCUGGUGAAAUCGAGGAGUUUGAAAUCGAUGAAGAUGAUGAGGGAAUCUUCACUCAAGCCCGCGCGCUGGAAUUUGGCGACUGGAAUUACCCGGUAAUCACGGCGAACGAGGCCCCGAGAGACCAACGGUUUGGGGGCGCUGCCAGUUAUCAAUAUGGCCAGCCACCGGACGUUGUCAAGAAGGCCCGCAAACACCGGAAGGUCCACACUUCAAGCGAGUCCAAGAAGACGCGCCACCGCAGUCACAGUAACAAUUCGAGCCGGUCUCGUCAAGAUUCUCUCCGAAGCCCCGGCUCGCGACCACCCGCCACGAGUUCGCCCUCUCAUGGUUCCCACCGCAGUCAGUUGGUGGACCUUGUAGUAGAGGACCAGGAAGCCGAAGCAGAGGAGCAGGCUCAUGUCCAGCGAGCCUUUGGUUCGACAACCAUUGAACCUGAACACAAACACCUCCGGUUAGUAGAUUCUGCAGUCGCACAAGAAACGUCGGAUUCCCAAUCGCUCCAGUUAACCUUAAAUUCCAGAAGGCCCUCAGGGGAACCAAUUAGGGACGAUGCGCCGUCAGGGGCGGCGGAGACGGAGGACAAUGCGGAUGGCGAUGAGCCCAAAACACGAACAUGGUCAUAUGGAGACCUGGAGGAAAACGUCUGGGACCGAUGAAAGCCCGUGCACAAAUAGCAGCGCUUUGGUCACUGUCUCGAGAGACAUGUUAUAAAUAGUUUUCUUUCUUGUCAGAGACCGUCACUGUCGAGGGCCCACGACGACAGGUGGUUGGUCGCGCGCACAUACAUAAUGCCGAUGAUAAUUGUUCCUCCG